Messenger RNA from Chaetomium strumarium, 1152 nucleotides. RefSeq lists its product as uncharacterized. Lineage: Eukaryota; Fungi; Ascomycota; Sordariomycetes; Sordariales; Chaetomiaceae. The coding region runs from base 1 to 1152 and encodes 383 amino acids. The record is from RefSeq and is a predicted model, not a curated record. The transcript is spliced from 3 exons. Gene Ontology annotation, biological process: regulation of transcription by RNA polymerase II. Gene Ontology annotation, molecular function: RNA polymerase II cis-regulatory region sequence-specific DNA binding.
AUGGAGCCGCUACGGGACUCGAGGAGAGCCAACCUUCCGCCCCUACGCGAGCUUCUCUCACGCCUUGACCAGAUCGACCCCCGACCUCAGGAAACCGGCCCCAGAGGCUACCCGCCCACGGGUCCGGAUACAGCGAACGGCAGCAGCCCAGCCACACCUCAGGGUCACUACACACUCUCGCCACCGCAACCCCACGAGCUGAACCGGCCCAAAUGGUUUCAGACUCAGGAAGAGAGAGAGAGCAGGGAUCAUUGGCGUCAUUUGCCCGGCCGAUACCCAACACCGCCUCGAGACGCUCCGCCGCCUGCUUUAUCGUCCUCCGCCCCCCCUCCCCGGCCGCCUGUCGACCGGUGGAUGAGUUCUCCUUACAGCCAGGGGCAUCCCGACAUCCAGCGGGGACCUGACAUCCCCACAGACCAUAGCCACUCGAGAUUCGGAUCCUUCCAUGAAGGGCACGGCCCAGGGGGGUACAGAAACGAGGAGUAUUGCGACCGGCGGUACGACCAGGGUGGUGCCUACGUUCACGGGCACUACGACGGCGUAAGGGGUGGCAGCCAGAUCUACGACGGCCGCGGAUACGACCCACGCCCGUCGGGCCCGGGGUCAGCAGGAAGCCAUCAGCCAGACUCUCCCGCGAUCCCUGCUCACCAAGCGAGAGGGAAGCGGAACCGGCCAAAUCUGCCCAAGGAAGCGGUCGAUAUCAUGAUGGCCUGGGUAGACGACCACAUUGAGAACCCGUAUGAGCGGGAGGACAGGCCGGAGCUGAUACGGCGGACGGGGCUGGAAGAGAGACGGGUAAUACACUGGUUCACCAACUUCCGCCGCCGCAAAUGGCACAAGCAUAGGGUCGACUUCUACAGCCGCGAGGUGAGCAAGGCGAAGGCGGCGCGCCACGCCGCCGAGGAGGAAGCCGCGCGCAACCCGCCCUGCUCGGCCGCCGCCGAGGCCGCGCGCCGUGCCGCCGAUGCCGCGGCCAGACGUGCCGCGGAGGCGGAGGCGGCCCGCUCGGCGGCAGAGAAGAACUACCUCCGCGCCAAGGAGAGGUGGGAAAGCUGGGAGGAUGACCAGAAGCGGAAGCGCGGGGCCGAGCGGGAGGUGAAGAGGAAAGCCGGGUUGUUGGUUGACGAUGACUCGGAGGAUGAUCUUGAUUAG